UAAUUCAAUACAAGAAUUCUGGGUUGGCUAUGAUAGCUACGCCUCAAGUUACAGACUGAAAACUAAUGUCUUAGAGAGAGAGUUUACCCACUGGGCGAACCUGCAGCCUGAAGCUGGGAGAGCCUGCACGGCCAGCUCGCGGAGACUGGAUGCAGUUGGUGUCUGGAGGAGUGUGGCAUGCAAUGACAGUUACCUGUAUAUUUGUGAGCUGGAUGUCCACACAAACAUGUCUACUAAUCAAGCAUAUUACGAGGGAUGUUUUACAGACACCGCCAGUCCUUUCCACCUACGAGUAAAUAUAAACUGACGUUAUCGUCAACGAUGGACAUAAAGACAUGUCGGGAUCACUGCCUGAACCUUGGCUUCAGAUACGCAUCUGCUAAAUUGGCAGUUGAAUGUACGUGUGGCAACUCCGUGAACAUAGGUGCACGCGUACGCGAGAGUUCCUGUAACUUACAAUGCAGGGGAGACAACUCAGAAAGUUGCGGUGGGACGAGGUACCACUCCAUCUAUAGAACAUCAGAUAAUGUAUGUAGUGCCACCAUGCCCAGAGACCCCUCCGACCCCCUUCGUUGUUACACCACGUCCCUACAUCAGCUAGACUGGUAUACGGGCCGCUUCUCCUGUGGGCGAAACCGAGGCGAUCUCGUCAGCAUUCAGAGUGUUGAGAAACAAGCAUUCCUAGCUCAGAAUGUAUACCCAGAGCCAGCAAGCUUUGCGGAGAAGGUCUCUAUAGGGGUGUAUCAGCAGAACCACAGUCACUUCAACUACUACGACGUUGACAACAACGUGACAGCCAACUGGAAGUACUUCUUCACGAAUUGGAACGGGAAUAACGGGGGUGAUUUGGACUGUGCCAUGAGCGAUGUCCACACGGGAGAAUGGAUUCAUGGGAAGUGUGGCACUGCCAGCAUCAAGAGCAACUUUGUGUGUGAAUAUAAACAGAAACGCCGCACAGUAACAGGGAAUAUCUGGAGGAGACUUGAGACAGCGUUAGAAAAACCAUCCACCAGUGUCACCACAAAUGCCGUUGUUAAUAGAAACGACAUAGCGUUCAGCCAUGACACAAAGCUAUAUGCUGACGACCUUGACCUCGGAUGUCUGAACAACCAUGAACUUUGUCCCAAUGGAUUCACGUUCGUAUUCUGGAUAUUCAUCGACUCUCAAGCUACUUCAGAUAUGGAAAUACUGUCAACAGGGAGUUGUGUGUCGCAGUUUGCUGUGGGUGUAGGUGUAUGUGUCUACUAUGCAGCAGCAUCCAAUAACAUCGUCAUCAAUGAUGCCACCAAUACGACUUUCAACAGGGUAGCUAGGCUGACAGUCGGUAAGGGUUCCUGGCACCACGUGGCCCUUGUGUUUGAUGGAGGUACCACGAUGUAUACCCACCUGGAUGGUGGACGUGCUAACGAGUUUACUGUUGAUACGUCACUGACAACGACUCUCACAAGCACGUUGAUCUAUGAACAAACGCUCUUUGGUAACUGGCAUGAUGUCAGUGCAGCUAACGACAGCUUCAAGCUUUACGACGUCCGCUUUAAGCCACAGAAGAUGAUGUGGAAAGAGAUCAACGGUUUAUACGGCGGUCUCAAACCAACGACUGGCUCCGUUCACUGGCUGCAGGAUGACACCAGUACUGUCAGGAAAAGAAGACAUAUCCAGAUCCAGGAGUUGAUGGCAGGGGGUUGAGGUUCAACCAGCAUGGCUCGGUAGCUUUCCUCUCUGACAAAAACACUUGCGCAGACAAACUGCAUCGCUGUACGGGGGCAUUUACUUACACCUUUUGGGUUAAGGUAGGCAUCCCUUCUCCCAAACCAAUGACUAUCCUCACUGUUGGAGAUGUUCCUGGUGGAAAGCAAGGCCUGAAGGUGACUGUGGAAAUUGACACUUUGCACGUCAGUUUGGUUGUAAGUGCAGGAAUGUAUUCAGCUAUUGUCAAUUCGGUCAGCUCUGGAAAAUGGCAACACAUAACGGUGACGUUUGACACGUCAUUGGGCCUAUCUGUGUUUCAAGACGGAGUCUUAGCUGUAACGGCAAUGAGUUCCGGAAGUGGUGUCGGUGCUGCAGCUGCUCAGUCGUCAUUGGCCAUAGGACAAGCUGUGUGUCCCAUGGACUGGCUUCAGGCCGGGUGGUCCUGCUACUAUCUGAACCGAUCUGGUGGCCUCUUCUGGACUGAUGUUCGAGUGUCGAAGGAUGCCGGGGCUCAUCAUGUGCACAUAGAUUCAGAUGAAGAGUACCAAUUUGUGCAGGACUUGAUGAUGGAAAACGGAAUUUCACAGUUACUAUUGGGUUACCACGAAGAAAGGCCUGAUACCCAGCGUUUUGUACGUGUGCCCGGUGGGUACGAGACAUACAUGACAGACAGUCUCGGCGGGGGUGGAGGGGAGUACCGGAGACUUGUGUGCAGUGGAUCAGCCUGCACGGUGGCAAGCUGGGGCGGAACCUCCAUUCCCACACUGUAUGAGAUGGAGCUAACCC
Messenger RNA from Haliotis rubra (blacklip abalone), 2475 nucleotides. RefSeq lists its product as uncharacterized. The transcript is spliced from 10 exons. Lineage: Eukaryota; Metazoa; Mollusca; Gastropoda; Lepetellida; Haliotidae. Bases 256 to 1686 code for a protein of 476 amino acids. The record is from RefSeq and is a predicted model, not a curated record.